UUUGGUUGAUGAAACCUUAUAGUUGAAAAUCUCUCUCUUUCUCUCUCUGUCUCUCAAAGUACAGGAUGAGCCUCAUAUGGGGUGAAGGGCUUCAAUGACAUUGUCAGACAUUUUGUACAGUUGAUUUCAAAGGAUAUCAAGAAGAGAGAAGCAUAAGGUGAAAUGGCCUCUGUGGAGGAAAUUUUCCACCUUUCAGGACCAAUACAUCUCACUGCUAUUGACUGGAACAACAUAUAUCACCGAAGAUCUGUUGCUGCCAGCUUGGUUAAAGGAGUGUACAUGCUUGAACAUGAUCGCAGGCAGAACCGCCAUGGACCUCAAGCUCUCGCUCUACCAUGGUGGGACUUCUUCCAUUUCAAAUUAGAUCAUAUGCUCAUAGAUGAUGUUGACUUAUCCAUAUGCGGUGCCAUUUAUGAGUACAAAUACCCAUCUCCUGCUCUAAACCUCCCACAAUAUGUUAUUGCCUUCCGAGGAACAAUCAUGGAAUCAGACACUGUGUCACGGGACUUCAAGUUAAACCUCAAGAGCAUCCUUAACAAACUUCACCGGAGUUCCCGGUUUCAACUUGCAAUGCAUUGUGUUCACAACACAGUUGCUUUGUCUCGAGGUGCAAGAGUGUGGUUAACUGGACAUUCUCUGGGGUCAGCUAUGGCAUUGCUUGUAGGAAAGAACAUGGCCAAGAUAGGCUAUUUCCUUGAAACUUAUCUGUUUAAUCCACCAUUCUUAUCUCUCCCCAUAGAAGGGGGGUUCAAGAAUGAAACAUUGAAGCUUGGGAUCCGCUUUGCAAGCAGUGUUGUCAAGGCAGGCCUCAUGGUUGCUGUAAAAGGUCGCAAACAUCGUAAGGCUCAAGCAUAUGAUCCUUUUGUAGUGUUAUCUCCAUGGGUACCAUACCUUUUUGUGAACCCAGAUGAUCCUAUUUGUUCCGAAUAUAUUGGGUACUUUGAACACAGGAGGAAGAUGGAGGAGAUUGGAGUUGGAAAAAUUGAGAGGCUUGCAACAAAGAAUUCCAUGAGGAACCUAUUCUCAAGUGUGUUGGGAAUAAAUUCAGGUGCAGAAGCACUGCAUCUCCUUCCUUCAGCAUAUCUGACUGUUAAUAGGGGUCGGUUAUCAGAUUUUUAUGGAGCUCAUGGACUUCAACAGUGGUGGAAUCCUUAUUUUCCAUGUGAAGCUAUGUUUUAUAGGUACAACACUACAACUUGAAUUGAAUGGGCUAGGUAGCGCUCAUGCAAAAUAAUUUGCAAAUAAUUUUUAGUUCUCUUAAGCAGACCAUCUAAAUAAUAGCAUUAAACUAAAAAAAAAUGUCACACCUGAUGAUGAGUCUUCCUUUCACUUAGAUGAUCUAAAGUUUUAUUGUGUAUGUAGUAAGAGAAAAGGAAAAUAGACUCUGUUUCCUCAUUUCCUUUUUUCUCUAGAUGUCAAGAAUGGAGAGCAAAAGUGUGUGUUUUAAUG
Messenger RNA from Quercus robur (English oak), 1449 nucleotides. Its product is annotated as GDSL esterase/lipase At4g10955-like. The coding region runs from base 163 to 1200 and encodes 345 amino acids. Gene Ontology annotation, biological process: lipid metabolic process. NCBI's taxonomy places the organism in Eukaryota, Viridiplantae, Streptophyta, Magnoliopsida, Fagales, Fagaceae. The record is from RefSeq and is a predicted model, not a curated record. The transcript is spliced from 4 exons.